This is a messenger RNA of Pongo pygmaeus (Bornean orangutan), 5769 nucleotides long. RefSeq names its product opioid receptor kappa 1 (gene OPRK1). NCBI's taxonomy places the organism in Eukaryota, Metazoa, Chordata, Mammalia, Primates, Hominidae. Gene Ontology annotation, molecular function: neuropeptide binding; dynorphin receptor activity. Gene Ontology annotation, biological process: G protein-coupled opioid receptor signaling pathway; sensory perception of pain; neuropeptide signaling pathway. Gene Ontology annotation, cellular component: plasma membrane; neuron projection. The transcript is spliced from 4 exons. The coding region runs from base 1327 to 2202 and encodes 291 amino acids. The record is from RefSeq and is a predicted model, not a curated record.
GGCGGUCUACUCCGUAGUGUUCGUUGUGGGCUUGGUGGGCAACUCGCUGGUCAUGUUCGUGAUCAUCCGGUUGGAAUUUCAAUGGAGGAUGACAAAACCAUGUGAUGAAUUGAGAGAUCCCAAAGGAACUGGUGUGAAGCUGCGCAGGGAAGCCUUGGAUUAAGAAUGGCUGGAGUGGCCGGGCGCGGUGGCUCACACCUGUAAUCCCAGCACUUUGGGAGGCCGAGGCAGGUGGAUCACGAGGUCAGGAGAUCGAGACCAUCCUGGCUGACACGGUGAAACCCCGUAUCUACUAAAAAUACAAAAAAUUAGCCAGGCGUGGUGGCGGGUGCCUGUAGUUCCAGCUACUUGGGAGCCUGAGGCAGGAGAAUGGUGUGAGGCAGGAGAAUGGUGUGAACCCGGGAGGCGGAGCUUGCAGUGAGCCGAGCCGAGCCGAGAUCACGCCACUGCACUCCAGCCCGGGCGACAGAGCCAGAGUCCGUCUCAAAAAAAAAAAAAAAAAAAAAGAAUGACUAGAGUUACAUGCAGUCAGAGAGAAGCUAUGACAGGACUGAUUUUCAGAGCUCCUGUUGAGCUCAUUCAAAUUCACAACACACCUAUGAAAUGAAGAUUGUUAGAGCGCGUUUUCAGAUGAGGAAAUCAACUACAGAGGUUUAAUGAACUGCCCAAGGAAAGGCAAUUGUUAAAUGAUCAAUCCAGUAUCACAGCCCAAUUUGCUUAGCCCUGAAUCUUCUCAGCGCCCUCUGCCUGGCUGGGUUGCUUUCUGUCCAGUGGAGGACUGGCUUCAUGGGGAGAGGGCAGCGCAAGAGGGCCAUUGUCCCCCUCUCCAUGUGCCCACGCUCUGUGGCUUGCUUUGGCUUAGGUCAGCUUUCUGUAUAAAAAUAGGAAAACUAAUUUUAAGUAUCUAUAUACUGCUAGGCAUCCGGGUAAUUGUGCCCUAGGAAACUGCACGCCAGUCAUUAGCGAGGUGUCAUUUUCUUAUAGGUGCUGUUGGGCAUGAGAAGUGCUCACCCUGCACGUACCCCUGAAUGCACUAGAACUUUCCUUCUAGGGGUCCAGAGGCGCAUGAUUCCACAGCCGGGACAACUGAGAGGAGGAGUUAGCAGCUCCCAGGGGCACUGGCUGUUCUCGUGGAAUCAUCGCUCCCCGUUACCCUUCCUUCCUUUCUGGCUGCCACCCUGCAUGGAUAGCCUGCAUCUGCGUGGGGCUGUGCGUCUGGAGUCCUGAUCGCACGUGGUUGCCUGCUGUUCUCUUGAUCAUUUGUGCUUUGCACACAGGAGAGUGAUUCUGGAGAGCUGCAAGGGCCUGGCUCCUAUAUACACAAAGAUGAAGACAGCAACCAACAUUUACAUAUUUAACCUGGCUUUGGCAGAUGCUUUAGUUACUACAACCAUGCCCUUCCAGAGUACGGUCUACUUGAUGAAUUCCUGGCCUUUUGGGGAUGUGCUGUGCAAGAUAGUAAUUUCCAUUGAUUACUACAACAUGUUCACCAGCAUCUUCACCUUGACCAUGAUGAGCGUGGACCGCUACAUUGCCGUGUGCCACCCCGUGAAGGCUUUGGACUUCCGCACGCCCUUGAAGGCAAAGAUCAUCAAUAUCUGCAUCUGGCUGCUGUCGUCAUCUGUUGGCAUCUCUGCAAUAGUCCUCGGAGGCACCAAAGUCAGGGAAGAUGUGGAUGUCAUCGAGUGCUCCUUGCAGUUCCCAGAUGAUGACUACUCCUGGUGGGACCUCUUCAUGAAGAUCUGCGUCUUUGUCUUUGCCUUCGUGAUCCCUGUCCUCAUCAUCAUCGUCUGCUACACUCUGAUGAUCCUGCGUCUCAAGAGCGUCCGGCUCCUUUCUGGCUCCCGAGAGAAAGAUCGCAACCUGCGUAGGAUCACCAGACUGGUCCUGGUGGUGGUGGCGGUCUUCAUUGUCUGCUGGACUCCCAUUCACAUAUUCAUCCUGGUGGAGGCUCUGGGGAGCACCUCCCACAGCACAGCUGCUCUCUCCAGCUAUUACUUCUGCAUCGCCUUAGGCUAUACCAACAGUAGCCUGAAUCCCAUUCUCUAUGCCUUUCUUGAUGAAAACUUCAAGCGGUGUUUCCGGGACUUCUGCUUUCCACUGAAGAUGAGAAUGGAGCGGCAGAGCACUAGCAGAGUCCGAAAUACAGUUCAGGAUCCUGCUUACCUGAGGGACGUCGAUGGGAUGAAUAAACCGGUAUGACUAGUCGUGGAGAUGUCUUCGUACAGUUCUUCAGGAAGAGAGGAGUUCAAUGAUCUAGGUUUAACUCAGAUCACUACUGCAGUCUGACAUGAAAAGAUAGAAUUUAAAAUAAACUUUUAGAGAUCUCAUGGUCUGAAGUCAUCAGAUGCAGACCACAUUCGUGAUCAGUGGAAACAUCAAGGACAAAAGGUCCAUGCAACACAUGCACCUCUUCUCUAGGGCACAGAAGCGAGGCAGAACCUCAGUUACUCUGAUGAACAAGGGAACAGGUCUUCUCCUUCUGGUUUCCUAGGUAAGGUUCAGCACCCAUCUGCUGUGGCCGUCCUAUGAAAUGUAGUUUCAAAAGCUCGGUUUAAGAAAAAAGGAAAAGAAAAAACAUUGCUUUCAGAGCUCAGUGGGCAUCCAAUCCAGAUGUUUAACAAUGACAGCAACAACCUCCAAUGGAAUGAGAACUAUUUCCAGGGUUCAUGCCCAGCUCACUGUAUGCUGUGUGGACAUGCAUUUCAUGUGGCUGUGUGGUAAGAAUUACAGCUUACGUAUGGCUUGGACCCACAUCUGAGGAAUCCGAUGUUCACUUAUACCAGAACAUUAUCUUGCUAUUUAUGAAAUUAUUUAAACAUUCAAAAGGUUGUUUUUAACAUGGUUUAAUUUCUCAAAAACUGCAGUUUUUUUUCUUAGCAUGCUAUUCAGGUAGACAGUCUUAUAAUAAAGCAUGUCCCAUUGUGAAGAAACAUAAAGUGGUGUGAAUACCACUGAAAAUAUAUAUAUAGUCUCUUCUGUAAAUAAUAGUACCUGUGCAAAUAAGGAACAGGCUUGCCUCCCAGCCAGGCAAUUUCCUGAGGGCACACUAAUGAUAUCCCCUGAGUUGCUAAGUUGAUGCUGAGACAUUUUGCUGGGAAUUAGUCAUGGCAUGAUCUCUUUCAGACUCCCUGAAUACCAUUUAGUCCUGUAACAGUGCUCACAACUCAUGUGUUAAUGAAUCACAAAGGCUUUAACUAGCUCCCAGGUUGUAGCCUUAGCAGGAUCUAGUUUAUUUGCCACAUCUCUUUAUGAACAUAUAGCGAUUCGCAGAUCCUCUCUAUUCAUGGAGAGGAAGGUGUUUUGCUUCUGUAGAUCUCAAGGUACUAUUUUGUGGCUCUCAGCAGGAGGUAGAAUUGUUCCUAAAUGUGUGCUGAAUGAGGACAUGAUGUCCCUCCUGGUGCUAGGACACAUCCUGCAUGGCAUUCUGUGAAGGGCAUACCUGCUGGGGAUAAUGCCAGGAGCAGCACAUUUAGGGUAAUUUUGCUAAAACUUCCAGAUGACAUAUAAAUUCCCUCUUUUUCCCCCUGAAACUUACCAUUUCAGAGGUAAUGGCUUUUUCUGUAAUAUGCCUGAGAAGAAAAAAGGGAUAAUUUAGAAAUAACACUCCAAGCCUAUAUAUUGUUAGGGCAGCAUCCUCUGGAAUUUAAUAGAAAAAUUGACUAUAUAGCCCUAUGUAACUACAGACAUCAUUACAACUGUUAAGUUCUGUUCACCGUGCACUUUCUUGGUGGUGUAUGUAAUCUCACCUUUUGAAAACAAAACCUUGCAUUGAAGGUUUUACACAUGGCUUCAGAAUGUUACUCUGACCAUGUUUGCCUCUACUCCAGAUUAUCAUGGCACCUAACACCGAUGACAUAUGGCAGAAUGGAAGUGAUUUCUCCUAAUGAAAAUGAAGUGCUCUUUUGAGUAUUUCUUGUUUUAUUGAGAUUCCUAUCUGCCCUUGUAUUUUUAUAACUGAAUGUAAAUAGGAAUGGCUUAAAUACUGGUUUACACUAAUCCCAUAGUUAAAAAUCUUGGCUAUGGUACAGGAAGGAUAUCUAUAUAGAAGAUAGUUCCAGAAACAAGCCCUGGUGAAAUAGGAAAUAUAAAAACUUCUUUAUGGAACAGGAAAACCCAAGAGACUUUCUCGUCAGAUUCCUUUCCAGUGCAAAGUAUAACAGAGCUAGGAUUGUGAGGUGAAAUCAGAGUAGUGUGUUUCCUUUAAUUUUUUCUGUCUUCUUUUUUUUUUCUUUGAGACGGAGUCUCGCUCUGUUGCCCAGGCUGGAGUGCAGUAGCACAGUCUUGGCUCACUGCAAUCUCCACCUCCUGGGUUCAAGCGAUUCUCCUGCCUCUGCCUCCUAAGUAGCUGGGAUUACAGGCGUGCACCACCAAGCCUGGCUAAUUUUUGUAUUUUUAGUAGAGACGGGGUUUCACCAUGUUGUGCAGGCUGGUCUCAAACUCCUGACCUCAGAAUAUUCACCCGCCUUGGCCUCCCGAAGUGCUGGGAUUACAGGUGUGACUGGCCACGCCUGGCCUGUUUCCUUUAAGUUAGCACUUCAUGUGCUCUUACGGCAUUAAUUGCCAUUAUUGGUUUGCCUGAUUUUCCUGCAUCUCCUCAUAUGUAAGUCUGCAGCCCAAGGAGAGAAUAGUAGCUGUAUGUGCCCACGAGGGGUGUCCAAGCUUCUUGAUUCUUGUUAAUCUCAACUCCCCAACAUUGAAAAAGGAGUGAAGAAGGGAAUAUCAUUUUAGGGUACUGCUUUAAAGGAAUGAUAAAGUAAACAGCGUAGCAGGGAAAAUACCACUUUCACAAAUGUAUUUCAUUGUCAAAGUGUGUACACGCUUUCUGUAUGUCCUGAUGUCCUGCUGUGAAGCAGGGACCACAUUGCCAUUUAUUCAUUGUUCCAGGCAAUGCAUUUGUCCAAACCCCUCUGGCUGUCUGAUAUCUCUUAUUUCUUGAUGUUCCUAUUCUCUGACCUCAACAAGGAGGACACUGUCUGUUGUAUCUCUUUGAGACCAGAACUGCACGUGUUUAACCUUCAGAUCCAUUCUCUACAUGAACCCUAUCUUUCCACCCUGGUAAGAAGGUCUGGAUGACAGGUCCUAACGAGGGGUCAGAGAAGGCACAGAGAAAUGAACCAGCCGUGCAGGGGCAGCACUGAGGAGGAAAGCCCCCACUCUAACUGGGAGGAGAGUGGAAACACUCGCAGUGUCUCAGAGUAGUUACCAGUCUAAGAGCAUCCCUCGAGUUUAAGUCAAAACUCCAGGCUUAAUACCAAAAAUAAUACAUCAUUUGGAAAAAUAGCUUGGAGAAAAAAAUCAAUAAAGAGUCACAUAAAAUCUUGAGAAAAUGGUUCUAUUCUGUGAUAUAUUACUGAGAAAUAAAGUUCUUAAACGUGUGUAACUAUUGUCAGACAAUUUAUAGGUGUUUCAUCUAGUCCUGGGACAAAAUAAGAUGACUCACGCAAACGCAGGGAGCACAUUGGCUGAGUUUAAAUUGGAACAUUGUAAAGAGAAAGCUGUGAAAGGUUGUGUGUCCUAUCAAUGAAAUUUAUUUUCUAACAAAGAGCUAUUUGGAUGAUUCAGUAUAAAUACGAAAAUCACAUCCAAAAAGGGUGUAACCCAGCUUCCUUAAGGCAAUUUUCUUCUCUGAAACAAGAAUGUCUCAUAUGUUCUUUACUAUAAUGUAUAUUAUUUUUAUCUUGUACUUUAAAAGAUGAUAAUUAUGCAUUGUAUAUACUAUUGUGUGCCUUGCAAUAAAAUCAAAACUGUACCUGCUAAAAAUCACAA